Messenger RNA from Emys orbicularis (European pond turtle), 1332 nucleotides. RefSeq names its product regulator of G-protein signaling 19-like. The transcript is spliced from 2 exons. The record is from RefSeq and is a predicted model, not a curated record. Lineage: Eukaryota; Metazoa; Chordata; Testudines; Emydidae. Bases 1 to 516 code for a protein of 171 amino acids.
AUGGCGGCCGGGGGAUGGAGGGGUGGGGUGCUGAAAAGGGAACGUGUUGAGCAAUUGCCAGGACUCUGUCUAGAGGUCACGUCUCUCUCGUCUCCUAGGCUCACGCUGGAAGAAGCGUCCUCCUGGAAGCGCUCGUUUGAUUGCGUAUUGGCAAGCCCGGCUGGCCGGAGCGUCUUCGUAGAGUUUCUGCAGACAGAGCACAGCGACGAGAACAUGGCCUUCUGGCUGGCCUGCGAGGAGCUCAAGAGGGAGCAGAGCCAGGAGCAGGUCUGCGAGAAAGCCAAGAAGAUCUACCUGGAUUACAUCUCCAUCCUGUCCCCAAAGGAGGUCAGCAUCGAUGCUACCGUGCGCGAGUCAAUCAACAGUUCCCUGGCGAGGCCCAGCGCACACAUAUUCAACGAGGCCCAGGCACAAGUCUAUGCCCUCAUGCACCGAGACUCCUACCCCAGGUUCCUGAGCUCACCCCUGUACAAGUCACUGGAGCAGAGACUGUCUGCCCUGACUUGUGACACAUAGCAAAGCCCCUUGCACGCACGCACACCCAUUUCAGGAUACGGCCAGCUGCUUCAGCUUCCUGCCAGCUCGUCAAGGCACCGGGGUAGACGGGACAGAGCCUCAGUUCUCUCUCUCUCCGUGGGUGAAGCCACUGGUGUUUUGAUAGCGACGCUGAUCUAGAACUUAUUCUAGUCUGUCUGAACCAAACAAGAUGUAACUCAUGCUGGGUUUUGGGAGGAUUUCACUAGGGCCUGUAGAGAUGGGAGAGCCCGGGGUCCUAGAAUUCAGAGCAUUGCUUGUCCUAGAACUUGGAUGGUAUCUGAGCUGGCGUGGUUCUAGAGCACAGGUGGUAUGUGUGGCCUGGACCAUGGUUCUAGAAUGUGGAUGGUCACAAGCUGGAGUGGGAUCUACAGUGUGGCUUGUGUCUGAUCUAGGGGUUCUACUACAUGCCUUGUACAUGAGUCUGGGCUUCUAGAACAAAGAUCACAUCUGAUCUGUGAUGGGUUCUAGACUGUGGAGCCUUCUAGAACUGUGGGGGCUUUUAGGAUCGUGAAUCUUCUAGAGCUUGAAGCUGCGUGUUUUUGUUUUAGGGACAAGAAAAAUUCUCCACCCAAAAUUAAUUGUAUUUCAGAAUUUCUAAGAGUUUCGUAAGCAUUUUCCCCACUUCUCUGAGCCGAGUCAACACGGCUCAGCUAGUCACUUAGUACUGAAGCAGCUAGCCAGCACAUUUAAAAUCUGGCCAAGUAGCUCACAGGCCCAGCUCUAGAUGGUCACUAGAGAAGAGACUAACAUUAUUCUAUUUAUCAGUUGGGGCUGCAAACAUAUAUUUUGUCCAGU